Molecule: messenger RNA, 756 nt
Organism: Papaver somniferum (opium poppy)
Lineage: Eukaryota; Viridiplantae; Streptophyta; Magnoliopsida; Ranunculales; Papaveraceae
Product: GDSL esterase/lipase At1g28570-like
Exons: 1
Coding region: 1-756 (251 amino acids)
Molecular function (GO): hydrolase activity, acting on ester bonds
Source: RefSeq, a predicted model, not a curated record
AUGGCAUCGGGUAUUUUUCGAUUUUCUGUGAUUGUUUUUUUGGUUUUGCUUUUCGGUUCAUCUUUAUAUGUUAAUGCUGAUGAUAGCGUGAAGGGGUGUCCUUUCACCUCAAUAUAUAACUUUGGUACGUUAUCCAAGAAUACUGGCACACAUGGUAAUUCUGAAGUUAUAGAUUACAUAUCAUCAGCGUUUCAUCUUCCUUCACCUAAGCCAUAUGCAGUAAAUAAGGAAGAUUGGAAGUUUCCUUAUGGAGCAGACUUAGCAGUAGAAGGUGCAACUGCGCUUGAGUGGUCGUUUACAAACAGUUCUAUCAGCAAACAAGUUGGCGAGUUCAUGACGCAUUUGUCAUCUAUUUGCUCAAAUGGUGACGAGUGCAGGAAGAAGCUUCGUCAUGCAGUUUUCUUGGUGGAGGAAUUUGGAAGCAGGGACUACUAUCCUGCGCCCUUAGAGGGUAUACACACCACGGAGGUGCUGGAUAAUCUCGUGCCUAAAGUAGUUGAAUCAAUUACAAAUUCUGUAAUUAGAUUGACCCAUACUGGUGCUAAGAACAUCAUGGUUCAUGGAACUUUACCUUUUGGAUGCCAACCAAAUUAUUUGCAGCAGUUCGGUAGCAAACAUCCAACCAGCAAGGAUCACUCGUACAGGUGUUUGAAUAAAUUCAACUUGCUCUCCAGGAAUCAAAAUAGCCAUCUACACCGGGCACUGGUGGAGCUAAGAAGCCAGCAUCCUGGGGUUCAGAUAGUAUUUGCUGAUUAG